AUGAAGGACACGCGCGUGCGGGAUGCCAUCCUGCGGCUCGGCGCCGAGAUUAUCAUUAGCGGCAUCAGGGUUCAGAUGAAGCCUCACACAGACAAGGAGACGAAGAUGGAGAUCCCGACAGACAUCUUCGUCGCGUGGGGGCGGCAGGUAGAGAAGACUUCUCCGCUGUCCGAGCGCGAGCUCACGAAGUAUUUCGAUACGAAGCACCAGGACUUCCUGUCCGCCUGGCGCGGCGAAGAGGAGAGAAGCAGCGGCAGGCGGAGGAGGCCGCCAGGCAGCAGAAGGCGCUCGAGGACCAGCAGAGGCAACAGGCCGAGCAGCGCCAGGCCUACGAGGCCGAGAUGCUGCGCAGACAGCACGAGGCGGCGGACAGCCAGAGGAAGGCGGAGGAGCAGAGGAGGCUGGACGAGCAGCGCCGCGUGCAGCAGGAGACCCAGGCCAUCUGGGCGGCGGGCGCCCGGGGCCGCCGCGGGCGGGGCGCCGCCCGCGGGCCGCUGCGGGGCUCGGGGCUGCUGGCGCCUUGAACAGCGUCGGCCAGGCCACACAAGCAGGUCACCCCCAGGAUCGACCCCAUGA
Messenger RNA from Prorocentrum cordatum, 576 nucleotides. The record is from the annotation of a GenBank genome assembly. Lineage: Eukaryota; Dinophyceae; Prorocentrales; Prorocentraceae.